Messenger RNA from Capsicum annuum, 1756 nucleotides. RefSeq names its product putative F-box/LRR-repeat/kelch-repeat protein At1g11620. Bases 272 to 1519 code for a protein of 415 amino acids. The transcript has 2 exons. The record is from RefSeq and is a predicted model, not a curated record. NCBI's taxonomy places the organism in Eukaryota, Viridiplantae, Streptophyta, Magnoliopsida, Solanales, Solanaceae. Gene Ontology annotation, molecular function: protein binding.
AAUGAUAAAAAUAUAUUUGAUCCAAUUAUUUAAUUAGGAACAAACAUGAUUAAUUAAUCAAAGUAGGAUGAUAUUUUUGAUCCUUUCCCCUUCAUAUGCAAACAAAUAAAGAAAGUCGAAAUUUUGGUUUUAAAACGGGCAUGUCUCUGUUGGGUCCCCAUUUCUGGCACAAAAGACAAAAAUGCUUCUUUUUGAACUUCCUUAAAACCUUCAAAACCCUAAAAUCCCAUUCUGCUUUGCCAACACUAUUGCUGUGAUUGCCCAAAGGGAGAUGGCUCCUAAAGGCAAAGGAAAUGGGAAGAAGAAAGGGAAAGGUAAAGGGAAUUCGAAAGAAACAAAAUGCAAAGCAAAUUCCGACUUGUAUUUCCCAAAAGAAGUCGUCUUUAAUAUCCUUUCUCGUCUCCCUGUGAAGACCCUUUUACAAUUCAGGUGUGUUUGCAAGCAAUGGAACAAACUCAUUUACAAGCCCGACUUCAUAGCUGCUCAUUUCCGCCGCUCUUCUUCUUUGCAGCGUUCCGGUUCGUCCCUUAUUAUAGGCAGCCGCCAUCAAGAGUCCAAUAAUCAUGUACUCUCACUAUACAACCCGCCUGAUUCACUUGUCGAGCUGGACAGCCCCUUUCCUUGCUUCUUUCCCAAUAUGUACAUUGUGGGUCCUACCAAUGGCAUUGUGUGUCUCUUUAAUCCACCUUGGGGUGAAUUGAUUACCCUUUGGAACCCGGCAAUGAAGCAGUAUAAAAUGGUGCAGCUCUCUGAAAGUUUACCCAUUCAGGGACUGCACUCUUUGGCGUCGGUUGGAGUGGCUUUUAAUUACCAACAAAAUGAUUUGUUGGUCUUGAGAAUCUUUUGUGUCGAGCUACUGUCUCCAGUCCCGAACCACAUUGAAAUGUAUUCUGCCAAGAGUGGCAGAUGGAAGAAGCUGAAAAAUGAGAUGGUUUUUUAUAUUCUUGAGUUUAUUUGCAAUGCGAUUGUUAAAGGGGUGCCUUAUUGGUUGGUUUGUAUGCCUGAUAAAUUUGGGGUGCGAGCUGUGUUAAUGCGCUUUGAUGUGGGCAAAACAGAAUUUGAGAAGUUACCAUCGAUAGGAAGGCGUAGGCAGCAUCAAUUUCUUGUGGACUUGGAGGAUUCUCUUUGUAUGUUAGAUUGGGAUCACAAAGACGAUUGCCGUAUAGAUGUUUGGGUACUAGAUGAUGUGGAUGGUUGGAGUAUGAAAUACAGUGUUGGAACGUCAUUCAGGUUUGACCAAAUCUUGGGUUGUUUGAGGAAUGGUGACAUUAUAGCUAAGAAUGAUAAAGGAGUGGUAUUCUUGUGUGAUCCCAUAACUAUGUCAGUCAAGGAGAAAUUCAGCCUUGAUAGUAAGGAGGGAUCAUGUGUGGUUGUUGACUAUUCAGAGAGCCUAUUUCUGUUCGGAGGGAUGCUACCAGUUAAGAAGCAAGAUGUUCAAGAUAAAGUGGCACGCAAAAAACUCACGAGGGCUUGCUUAAAGUUCUUGACGGGACAACCCUCAGAAAUCGUCCUACCGUGAUUGCCCCUUUUUGGUUGACCUCAGGGAUGGCAUGAAAAACUUUUUGAUGUCUUUUUAGUUGGAAGAUAGCAUGUAUGUCGUUUUUUGGUGAAUUCAUGUUUGUGGUAAAAUCCUUUUUUGAGUUUUUUUUCUGCUUCGUAACAUCUAUCUUUAUGUUUCCUUCACUCAAUGUUUGCGCUGUACUUCUUUUUGUUUCGUAGUUAUUUGCCUAUGUGAACUGGUCUGACUUCAUGUGUA